Molecule: messenger RNA, 1376 nt
Organism: Telopea speciosissima
Lineage: Eukaryota; Viridiplantae; Streptophyta; Magnoliopsida; Proteales; Proteaceae
Product: rhomboid-like protein 20
Exons: 8
Coding region: 137-1018 (293 amino acids)
Cellular component (GO): membrane
Molecular function (GO): serine-type endopeptidase activity; protein binding
Source: RefSeq, a predicted model, not a curated record
AGUACGAAGGGUAGACAAUUUACAGACAAGAAGAAGACCCCCAAACUCCUAUUCUUCGCUGUUACUCGUCUCUGCAUUCCUCUUGAGCUUUCAAAGAAAGGCAAGGAAGGUUGGUCGUUUCUGCUUCUCCUUGAAGAUGAACGGCGGCCCAUUUGGUUUUCACAAUGCUCCUGUCACAAAAGCAUUCGUCGUUGUGUGUGCCCUCUUUACAGUCUUUGUUGGGAUUCAGGGCCGUUCGUCGACCCUCGGAUUAUCUUAUCAGGAUAUUUUCAGAAAGUUUCACCUUUGGAGGUUACUUUCAUCAGUUUUUGCCUUCUCAUCAACACCAGAAAUGAUGUUUGGAUUGUAUUUGCUCUACUAUUUCAGAGUAUUUGAGAGACAGAUAGGGUCCAAUAAAUACUCAGUCUUUAUCGUGUUCUCCAUAAUAGUCUCAUUGCUUUAUGAGGGCCUACUAUUGUUUCUCCUAAAAGAUCCGUCUAAAGUGCUAGUAUCUGGGCCCUAUGGUCUUAUAUUUUCCUCAUUUGUGCCAUUUUUCUUUGACAUUCCCGUUUCAACACGGUUUGGUAUAUUUGGUAUUCACUUCUCUGAUAAGACAUUCAUAUAUUUAGCUGGUUUUCAGCUUCUUUUAUCAUCUUGGAAGAGGUCUAUCUUACCAUGCUUGGGUGGCAUUCUUGCUGGCAUCCUAUAUCGCAUGAAUCUUUUUCGCAUUCGCAGAACGAAGUUUCCUGAAUGUGUCGCAUCGUUCUUUUCACGUCUGCAAUGGCCCUUUGCUGGAGGUUCAUCUCCUACGGCAUCAAGUGGGAAUAUUAUUGGAAACAUGCCUUCUUACGCAGGCCGCCCAGUGGAGGGAAAUUACCCUUCUACUCCUCUUGCAUCCGCCAUGGAACCACCCGAGGACUCCAUCGCUACUCUUGUCUCAAUGGGGUUUGACAGACAUGCAGCAAGGCAGGCUCUCGUGCGGGCUAGAAAUGACAUAAAUGUGGCGACAAACAUCCUACUAGAAGCACAGGGCCAUUGAUUGAAACCAGUGAAAUUUUGCUACUAAACAAAAACAAAAAAAAAGGAAGCUGGGUUGAUGAGGAACUGAAGAUUAAUAAUCACCUAUCCAUCUAGGGAGAAAAUGUCUAGGAGACUAACUAACGAUCCGCCUAAACCCAGAUCAAAUCUGCUAUCAGGAAGCUGACAAGGAACGGGUGGGACUUUUUUAUUUUUCUUGUUUCUUUGUCACCAUCCUGAGCUGUUAGUUUGGAGUUAUUUAAAUUAUACACUAGUGGAACUGUCAGAUUAUGAGCCUGUACAUUUUGCUUACGGUGUAUUUGCGUUGCACAUUUUUAGUUAAAUGCACUCAAAAGCUUUGUAUAGUUUCAGCUCCAAAA